Xiphophorus hellerii (green swordtail) is the source of this 1726-nucleotide messenger RNA. Its product is annotated as zinc finger and SCAN domain-containing protein 2-like. Bases 110 to 1204 code for a protein of 364 amino acids. The transcript is spliced from 2 exons. NCBI's taxonomy places the organism in Eukaryota, Metazoa, Chordata, Actinopteri, Cyprinodontiformes, Poeciliidae. The record is from RefSeq and is a predicted model, not a curated record. Gene Ontology annotation, cellular component: nucleus. Gene Ontology annotation, biological process: regulation of gene expression.
UCAACGAAGAAGAAAAAAACCCUUUCUCCCCUCCCUAGCAGCUUUAUUAUUAACCUCCACACGGGGUCGUUUAGGUUACUUUUUUAAAAUUUAUUUAACAAACACCUUUAUGAAAAUGUCUCCGCUGCUGCUCAGGGCCUUCGUGAACGAGCGGCUCACGGCGGUGCUCGGAGAAAUCCUGGAGGUUUUCGAAGGAGCGAUCGCCAAAUACGAAGAAGAAGCGUCCAACUCCAAGCAGGAGAUCGAUCGGCUACAAGCUUUGCUGCUGGAGCUGCAGAGUCAGAGGACAGACGUUCCUCAGACCAAAGACCAAACGCCUUGCGAGUCCCGGCUCCGUGAGGGAGCCCAGUGGAUUCCGGAGCUUCACCACAUUAAAGAGGAAGACCAGGACGAGCUCUGGGCUGCUGAUCAGGAGGAGCAACACCAGCCAGGCGUCAAUGAAGAUGCCUUAAAUCUUCCUCAAGCUUCUGUCGGGGAGGAGCUUGAGCAGGAAGAUGCAAAACCACCCAGGCAUUGUUGGAUUCAAAACUCCGAACCCGACGAGUUUCAGGAGCCCCAGGAAGUGAAGUCGGCAGAGGUCAAACCUCCUCCACAAGAUGACGCUGCGGCCGUUUUUCCACCCGACCUAACGGAACAGGGCCAGUCUAGCUUCGUCUCGCCUAGAGACUCGGAUUCAUCCCACCUGAACUCACCCGGAGCCGACUACCGGUGCUCUUUGUGCGGCGACUCCUUCCCCUCCAGCCACCUCCUGAUGAACCACGCCUUCCAAGCCCACUCCAGAGACGUCGGCGUCCUGUGCGCCGUGUGCGGCGGGACCUUCGAGUCCGCCGAGAGCCUCGACGUGCACCGCAGGUCCCACGAGAACUCCAAGUGCUGCCCCCUGUGCGGAAAGCUGUUCAGGAGCACGACCUCGCUGAAGGAGCACUUGGCGGGCCACGCGGGGCUGAAGCUGCACCGCUGCCACGUCUGCGGCAAAGAGUGCCGACGCAAGGGGGACCUGAAGAUCCACAUGAGGAUCCACACGGGCGAGAAGCCCUUCCGCUGCUCGCUGUGCUGCAAGAGCUUCACCCACAGCGGCCACCUGAAGAAGCACAUGAGGAGCCACACGGGAGAGAGACCGUACAGGUGUGACGUCUGUGGGAGGGGCUUCCUGCAGAGCGGCCACCUCAAAUCCCACCUGGGCACCCACGCUCAGAAAAAGUGAAGGGCGAGUGUUUUAUGAAGAGAAUGACUUUAUAGAAGGAGCAACUGGUUGACAAUUUAAGUUUGUUUUUGUACAGUUAUAAAGAUAUUUAUAUUUGCUGAUUUUUUAAAAAUGCAUAUAGAAAGUUAACGUUGUAUUUAAUUUAUCUUAAUUAUUUCAGUUCAAAUACAAAGUUUCUGAAAUUCCUUUUAAGUCAUCAGAAUAGCCAGUUACGUUUAAUAAUAAGCCCGGAUGAUAUGAAAAGUCCUUAGCAAAACAAAGAGACCUUAUUUUUUAUUCUUAUUUAACGAGUUUUGUUUAUUUAAGGGUCCCUGUUAGUAUUUAUCAUAGUGGAGUCUAUUCUUCCGGGAGUUCACACCACAAACAUGACAAUAAAAUCAUACUUUUACAAACAUUACAAAAAAGGCAUAAUGAAAUUCUUCGAGAUACAAACAAAAUCAAAAUACAAAAUUCAAAUCAACCGUCUCAACAAUUGUAACAUUUAACAAACAUUACAAAAGGACGUCUGGGAAAAUCUUAAAA